GGAGAAAAGAUUACAAGAUGUGUCUUCUUGCUGGGUCUCACCCUCUGAGAAGAAACAGCUCUGGGGCUAAAAGGCAGUGCUGUUUUUCUCACCUUGAGGAUCUAACCCAUAGAGCAGACAUGCUUCCCAGAACAGCUGUAUUUGAAUUUUUUGAUUGACGGCAAAAGGGCCCCACAGCUAUUUUCUUGGAUUGGCUUUUGUGUGUGGUUGCCUCAGUUUCUCACCUUCCUCACUGUUGGUCUGAGCUGUUUGGUUCUUUGCUAUGGGGGCUGCCCCCACACAGUUUCUGCAGUGUGCAUGGCAUGUCCCCACCACGUGCCAGCAGCAAAACUCAAGUCUUGGCCAUUGAGAAUCUCCAGAUAUUUCCCGAUGUUCCCUGAGGGGCAGAAUCACCCCCAGUUGAAGACUACUGUUUUAGAGUGAUAUUGAUGGGGGUCAAAAGAGAAGAAGGUUCACGAUUUCCCUGUGGUCAAAGUUCCCAUCUGCAUUUGCCUGGCUGAAGCAACUGACCUCCAAGCAGUGCUGACACCUGCUUGACAGCAGCCCGAAGCUUUCUCUGUGCUGUCUUUAGGGUCUCCGAGAAUCUCAGUUGUGUGAGCUUCCUGGACGCUAGAGGCAGCCAGCCUUUUAAGCUUGGCUGGACAGGUUCUUUUCUUCCAUCCCUUCUCUUUAGACGGGGAUUCAUCAUGGGCAUCUGGAAUUCCCACACUUCUGUGGGCAACAUUCUGGGCUCCCUGAUCGCUGGAGUCUGGGUGAACCAGCAGUGGGGCCUGUCAUUUAUCGUGCCUGGCAUUAUCACCGCUGUCAUGGGCAUCGUUACUUUCCUCUUUCUUAUUGAAUAUCCAGAAGAUGUGGACUGUACCCCUCCUCAGCACCAUAGUGACCUGGAGAAGGAACGGGACAACCCUGAGGAUCCUGGGACUGAUCCCUAUUCCCGCAGGGACAGUAACGUGGACAUUGUAGCCAGCUCCUCCAAGGAACAUGGCUCUGAGCCUGCAGCCAUCAGUUUUCUGGGGGCACUCAAAAUUCCGGGUGUGAUCGAGUUCUCGUUAUGUCUGCUAUUUGCCAAGUUGGUCAGCUACACCUUCCUCUACUGGCUGCCCUUGUACAUCUUCAAUGUGGCUCACUUUAGUGCCAAGGAGGCUGGGGACCUGUCCACACUCUUCGAUGUUGGUGGCAUCAUAGGUGGCAUCAUGGCAGGGCUCAUCAGUGACUACACCAAUGGCAGGGCCACCACUUGCUGCAUCAUGCUGAUUUUGGCUGCUCCCAUGAUGUUCCUGUACAACUACAUUGGCCAGAAUGGAAUAGCCAGCUCCAUAGUGAUGUUGAUUAUCUGUGGGGUCCUGGUCAAUGGUCCAUAUGCACUGAUCACCACAGCAGUCUCUGCUGACCUGGGCACACAUGAGAGCCUGAAGGGGAACGCCAAGGCCCUCUCCACUGUCACAGCCAUCAUCGACGGCACCGGCUCCAUAGGUGCGGCCCUGGGGCCCCUGCUGGCUGGCCUGAUUUCCCCCACUGGCUGGAACAACGUCUUCUACAUGCUCAUCUCUGCCGACAUCCUAGCUUGCUUGCUCCUCUGCAGGUUGGUGUACAAAGAGAUCCUGGCCUGGAAGAUGUCCCGGAGCAGAAGCAGUGGAUAUGAAGAAAUAUGAGGCCUCGAUUGGAAGAGCAGCAUGGAGGGUCUCUGCUGGGUACCCAAAGUGCUCCCCAUGAGCAAGAGAAUGGAAACUUCCAUCAUAAGGUGAGGCAAAGCCUCCUGAUCCAACCAGUUCAGCCCAAGCCCAUCCUGCCACUAAGGGUACAGAAGACUAUGGGAAGGGACUGCCGAGCACCAUGCCUGGAAAAAUGGAAGACUUCAAGGCCUGAGCUCUGGGAGCUGCAACCAGAAGGGCUGGGGCUGAAAGCAGAAGGGAAGACAUGUUCAAAUUCUUGCUUGUUUGAAUCCCAAGCAAGGACCAAGGCCUAGAAAAGGUGCCUAUCUCCUUCCCAUGUUAAAUUAUAACCUCUGUAAUUGGUCUGUACCUAUGGGGGCAUCUCACCUUGUUUCAAAGGUGCUGGGCCUCUCUUUGUCCCUUUGUCUAUGAACUAGUCUGUAUGUGUUUCCCCAAGUAGGACCUUCUUAUCUAUCCUCCAGCCUGGGAGAGCUGCAGUGCCAGAAAGGCCAACUAUCCUGUUGGUAACUCAGCCACUUUGAAGCAUUAGCAUUGCUCCUGUAGAGCCAAGGCUAGAGUGGAGCAAGGGAGCUGCCAUGAGUACUGAAUGUAGGGGGAACUCACUCUGCUCCUGAGCAUAUCCAUCGCUUCCCCCUGAAGAUGCCUCAGUGGGUGAAGACAUUGGGGUCAGUACUGUGAAGACUAAGGGGUGUUGGGCACAACUGAAAAUACCAGUGUGUGUUAAGCACCGGGUGCUCACUGCAUGGCAGCUCUUCUGUAGGAAUGAACAAGAAAAUGGAUACAGAAAUGACUUAGCACUGAGCAUAGGUGUCAAGUUUAGCAAGAAAUGAGUGUACCACUUGAUUCAUCCAAGUAGCUGCUAUGUAGCGGUUGCUUGGAGCCAUCUUGCAGCCACCCUCUUGCCUGGUAUUCUGAUGCACAUGCUUCUUCCACUUUGAGUCCUCCAUCAUGACAUGCCAGGCUGACACCUGGCAUUUCCACCUGACCUCUAAGAUGCCCAUCAGCACCAAUACAGAUUUGUUUUGCCAACUGUGCCUGUGCUUAUCCUUGGUGGGGCCUGGCAUAGCGGCAGCUGUGGGGCUCACGAGGGGCAGGGAAGAGAUGUCACAGGACCAAAGAGAUUGGUGUUCUGGGGCUGUGGCAGCUGGAAUUCCCAGAAGGCAUGUCCAUGACACUGGUAACACAUGCAACAUAGCAGGAGCCUAGACCCCCAGGGAUACAGGAUACAGUCAUUGCAUUUACUAGGAUGCUGUGUUGGUCAGUAUGUUAGCUGGACACAUUGGCCUUAGCAGUAAAAUAUAAAGCUCAUAUGUCUGAUCCUCACUUUGAUUCUGCAGGAAGCAGUCAGUCAGGAACCUCUUAUAUUCAGGACCUGGUAGGGGGGCAGGGGCUGACACAUGGUAUUUUUGCUCAGUGUUCACGAAAUCUUUCUAGACUAGAAAGAAUUUUAACUAACCAUUAUGUGGAAGGGGCAAACUUAAGGCGAAGCUGUGUUACUUCUCUACACCACUAGAUGGUGAUACCAUCCCGUGGUAGAGUCUAGGGUGGGCAGGUGUUGCCAUUCUGUUUCAGAGAAGGAAGCCUGUGAGCUUUCCUGACUCUCAGACUCCUCCCCAGCAUCCCUUGAAGGUCAGCAUCCAAGGAGUGUUUCUUGGAGGCCAUCUCCCUCCCAGCCUCAUUACACUACGUUCUUCCUGUUUCCUCAUCUAGAACAAGGGUAACAUUGCUUGUAUCAUAGCAUUGAUGUGAAGAGAGAUAGUGCCGAUCACACUGGCUGCCCUUAUCUCCAUAGCAAAUAAAACAGAAUCUGAAAAUAGAAACAAUACAAGCAAAAAAGUACAUGGGUGAUCCUGGUGGCUUCAAACGUGGCGGCUUCUGAAGGAAGAGUUCAUGGGCUUUGUAUGACGAGGCGGCAGAGAGAAGCAGCUCAUAGGAAUCUUGUCACACCUUCCUCUAGGAAUGAGGCAUGAGGAGCAGAGCCAUGUACUCCAGGCAGGCAAG
This is a messenger RNA of Cricetulus griseus (Chinese hamster), 3674 nucleotides long. Lineage: Eukaryota; Metazoa; Chordata; Mammalia; Rodentia; Cricetidae. The record is from RefSeq and is a predicted model, not a curated record.